This is a messenger RNA of Anopheles funestus (African malaria mosquito), 5132 nucleotides long. RefSeq names its product glutamine--fructose-6-phosphate aminotransferase [isomerizing] 2-like. Lineage: Eukaryota; Metazoa; Arthropoda; Insecta; Diptera; Culicidae. Gene Ontology annotation, biological process: carbohydrate derivative biosynthetic process; fructose 6-phosphate metabolic process; protein N-linked glycosylation. Gene Ontology annotation, molecular function: carbohydrate derivative binding; L-glutamine:D-fructose-6-phosphate transaminase (isomerizing) activity. Bases 1266 to 3296 code for a protein of 676 amino acids. The transcript has a single exon. The record is from RefSeq and is a predicted model, not a curated record.
UCAAUGAAAGGCAAAAUAGACAAAAAAAAACAACACGAAACAAACACAACAAAUACAGCAAAUUACUAUUGCUGCCUUAUCACGGUUACUUGUAGUGAAAUAAAACGCGAAUCCAUUCCACAAAACGGUUCUCUCGUGCAUGUGGCCAAUUAACGUUAUAUCCGCGUGACGGCUAGGUGAAGUGUGUUGCUUAGAAGUGGCCGUACAUUGUGUGUUUAGAAAAGUGAUUUUGUUGCCGGCCGUGUGUUUCUAGUAGUAUUGUGUUUUUUUUACAUUUUAUUUCGUGUAAUCGUCCAUUUUGGGGAACGCAUAAUUGAUCGUGAUAGUGAUUGUUUGCUGGCAGUUGAUAAAGUAAAAAUUAAACAGAGAGGAAUUACAUCUGCAGUCAGUACGAAGAAUGUAUUGUACAGCAGAGGAAUAAGUACACGUCAACAAUACUUCGACAAAAAACGUGUAAACUCUUUCGUCUGGUGGCUGGAUGUGAUCCCACCGCUGCUGUUGGCAAUUUGAAUUUGGAGACAAACGUCGCGCUUUGCAUACUAAAUAGACGCAGAAGGCGAUACGGGCACGUCAAGAGCACUACUGUGCGCCUACCAAGAUCGUUUACAGCACUUGAUCGAAUCGAGGAAGUCGAUCGGUGAAAGUUGUGCCUUCUAGUAACGUUUGUCUGGUGCCUACUACCCCACCGACACGCAAUCCGUCGUCGUCGUCGUGGUAAUAGUAGUAGUAUCGGGCAAGUGUCCCGGAGAUACACACACCCUAGGAUACGUGCAGCAAGUCACUGCCGCGCCGAACCCGAUCGCUGAAGCCGAUUUUCCGUGAGGGGGAGGCGAAUCGAAGACACGCGAACGCAAGAAGAACCAGUCAAACGAGCCCGUGGCAAACACGGACAGGUAACCAACACCAACCAACAUCGCGAAGGCUUCAAACCAGACAGCGGCCCGCAACAAUAAACUGGUGUUGACCAGCGGACAAACAGUUCAGUCUUCGGUUGUACGCGCCCGCGGAAAGAUCUUGCCUCAGCUCCGUACGCGAUUCGAAUACGCCACAACACUCCACACACGGUUCGGCCCGUCUCUCGCUCGAAACAUUUCGCGUCGCCUACUUCGUCUCCACUGCGUGUGGCUUCGUGUGUGUGUGUGGCUGGUCGGGUUUUGUUGUUUUGGUGACGGUGCGUGCGUGUUUCCGCGAAGCGUAACGAACGGUUCAGUAGAAGAGCAUAGUUCCCCCGGGUGGGCUGUGGAAGCGAAAAGAAAGGCACCAUCAUGUGUGGCAUUUUUGCGUAUCUGAAUUUCCUUACGCCGAAGACACGGCGCGAAGUGUUGGAUCUGCUGCUGAAUGGGUUGAAGCGGUUGGAGUACCGUGGCUACGAUUCGGCCGGUGUAGCCGUCGAUGGUGCCACGGUGGAUGCCGACAUCCUGAUGUUUAAGCGCACCGGCAAGGUAAAGGUGCUGGAGGAUGCGAUCCAUUCGGCGGCCCAAACGAUCGAUUUCAGUGAAUCGUGCGACACGCACGUCGGCAUUGCGCACACCCGUUGGGCAACGCACGGUGCACCGAGCGAGGUGAACUCGCAUCCACAGCGAUCGGACGACACGAACGCGUUCGUCGUGGUGCACAACGGUAUCGUGACGAACUACAAGGACAUCAAGAAGUUCCUGGAGCUGCGCGGAUACGCCUUCGAGUCGGACACGGAUACGGAGACGAUCGCGAAGCUGGUCCAUCAUCUGUGGAAGCAACACCCGAACUAUUCGUUCCGCGAGCUGGUCGAGCAGGUGAUCCAACAGCUGGAGGGUGCGUUUGCGCUGGCCUUCAAGUCGAAGCAUUUCCCGGGCGAAUGUGUCGUGACGCGCCGUGGCUCACCGCUGCUGGUAGGGAUUAAGGCGAAAACAAGCCUCGCCACCAACCACGUACCGAUCCUGUACGGCAAGGGCCAUCGUCAUGGUUCGUCCGGCAAUGUGCAGGUGGAACCGACGCCGGACAACACGGCCGACUUUAUCAAUCCGGGUGAGGAGGUGGAAUACUUCUUCGCAUCCGACGCAUCCGCUGUCAUUGAGCACACGAACCGGGUCAUCUAUCUGGAGGAUGAUGAUGUGGCCGCGGUAAAGGAUGGGGCGCUCGGUAUCCAUCGGCUGAAGAAGAGCCAGGAUGAUCCGCACGCGCGCGAGAUCACGACGCUCAAGAUGGAGAUCCAGCAGAUCAUGAAGGGCAACUAUCGGUACUUCAUGCAGAAGGAAAUCUUCGAACAGCCCGAAUCGGUCGUCAACACGAUGCGCGGUCGCGUCAACUUCGAAAGCAAGAAGGUGACGCUCGGCGGUAUUAAGGAUUACAUACCGGAGAUCAAGCGCUGCCGGCGGUUGAUGUUGAUUGCGUGCGGCACGUCAUACCACAGCGCCGUAGCCACACGGCAGCUGCUGGAGGAGUUGACCGAGCUGCCGGUGAUGGUGGAGCUGGCGUCCGACUUUCUCGAUCGCAAUACGCCGAUCUAUCGGGACGAUGUGUGCUUCUUCAUCUCGCAAUCGGGCGAAACGGCCGACACGCUGAUGGCGCUGCGGUACUGCAAGCAGCGCGGUGCACUGAUCGUCGGCAUUACCAACACGGUCGGUAGUUCGAUCUGUCGCGAAUCGCACUGCGGUGUGCACGUGAAUGCUGGGCCCGAAAUUGGCGUGGCGUCGACGAAGGCCUACACGUCGCAGUUCAUCUCGCUGGUAAUGUUUGCGCUGGUGAUGAGCGAAGAUCGUCUAUCGCUCCAGGGUCGUCGGCUGGAGAUCAUCGAGGGUUUGCGCAAUCUGGAUGCGCACAUCAAGCAGGUGCUGAUGCUCGAUCAGAAGGUGCUGGAGAUUGCGCAGGAUCUGUACCAGCAGAAGUCGCUGCUGAUCAUGGGCCGCGGGUACAACUUUGCCACCUGCAUGGAGGGUGCGCUGAAGGUGAAGGAGCUGACGUACAUGCACAGCGAGGGCAUUAUGGCCGGUGAGCUAAAGCAUGGCCCGCUGGCAUUGGUCGACGAUACGAUGCCGAUCGUGAUGAUCAUAAUGCGCGAUCCGGUCCAUCUGAAGUGUAUGAACGCGCUGCAGCAGGUGACGGCCCGCGAAGGACGUCCGAUCAUCAUCUGCGAGGAGGGCGAUGCCGAAACGAUGACGUUCGCGUCCAAGGCGCUGGAGAUACCGCGCACCGUCGACUGUCUGCAGGGUGUGCUGACCGUCAUACCGAUGCAGCUGCUGUCCUACCAUAUUGCGGUGCUGCGUGGCUGCAAUGUCGAUUGUCCACGAAAUCUCGCCAAAUCGGUCACGGUCGAGUAGGGGACAUGGGAACAUUUUCCGUGAGCAUCUGUGUACGUAUCGUGUGAUCGUACGGUUUAACCGUGCGUGUGAAAAUGUGUACCGGGAACUGGAGCCCCCGGGUUUGUGAACGCUGGAAUAUUCCUUCUUUUAAAUGCCACUUCGUUUACUAGUGCUUGUUGCAAUGUUUUUUUUUUUAAUAUGUCAGGAAGCUGCCACGAUUUUAUUUGGAGCGUUUCGAUAGCGUUUAAGUUGUUCUCCUAGAGUUUUUUUUUAAAUUUGUUAUUUUAUGCUAAAAGCGAACUCUUUCUCUCACGCACGCACACAGGCAAUAGAGAAUGUAGUGCAGAGAAUGAAUUAUUGGACUUAAGCUUCAAUUUUACAAAAAUUCUUACUAUUAGUUGUUUUACCCCCCCGUGGCCUUUUGCUGCUGGCAGACCUGGAUGCUGAGAUGCAGCUGCAAAACUACACAAACAUCACACUGGAGGCGCGUGACGAUAUGAAUGUUAAACCUUGUUUAGUAAUACGAUUUGUGAGAAUCUUGAUCUUUUGUUUUGGGGUUUGUCUGCUCCUGCUGCUAUCAAUAAGCUCAUUUUGUAAUUGUUACUAGACCGCUAUCAUCGGAACAAUGGUAAUAUUGUAUAAUUGCUUGCACUUUGUUACCGUGCUGUCUGUGCAGGUUGUUUCGCAUAGGAAAAUGAAAGAUCCGCCACGUACGCAAAAGCAACGUCACCAAUAUGCGCAAACACACUCACUUUCAACCUGGCGAGCUUGUUUUGUAAUCUGGAAACGGAUGGGACCAGAAGAAGGAAGAUCGGAAGAUGGCAAUGGCAGACGAGGUAUCUAUGGAACCACACAAAAACUAGCUCGAACAACGUGCGUCGUCUGCGUAUCAGUCUGUGUGUGCAUGUUCUGUUACGGUGAUAAGCACCAUCACUUUAUCAUUAGCAUCAUUUUACACGGAAUUGAUAGGUCGGCAGUAGUAGUAGCAGCAGCAGCAGCAGCAGGGCUGUCAAAGAUUUGCUGAAGAUGUGAUCUAUCAGUCUUUCUUUCUUUUCUUUUUUUGCCGUAUCUCAUGCGCGAUACGUUUUUGGCCUAAUUUUUGGCAUUUAGACAAAAAAAAAAGCCCAGCAGCCUAAUCUGAUCUAAUGUGCAACAACAGCAACAACAAAAAAGGGGCAGCAGCAGUAUCUUCAAUCAUAAAAAUUAGAUGACGUGCGCGGUCUCCUUUGUAAAAUUGGCCAUUGUUUUGUUUUGUGAGUUAAAGAUUAGAAGUUUGAGGCGCGCGCGCGCCCCAGCGCAUGUAUAGAGCAGCCGCUGGCAGCGUGGUAGACGUAGACGCCACGUUCCGCUGCCAGUUACAAUGUAUUGGAUGCGUGACGAAACAUUGUUCUAUUUUGGGUGCAAUAGGUUCGAGAUAGGAACAAAAAAAAACUCAAUUUUUUUUGACAAACACCCACACACACACACACACAUUUUUUCGGUUAGUAAGGACUAAAUUUAAGCCAAAAAUUGAACGCAGUAUAAAGGAUGCAGAAUAUGUAGGUAUGCGGUAAAUUUGUUUGGGGCUGAGGGGUGAGAGAAAGAUUACUCGGCAGACCCCAAUCGGCAGAGAUGGUACAGGGAACUUCAAGCUUCAAGGAGUUUCGUGUAUGGAUACAGGAGUGGAAGAAAUACUAAUUCCAAUAGCGCGAUGCAUUGCGAUAGCAAUUUAUUGAGAUACACCGUAGUAAUUGAUAAGGAACCGUUCCGGCUGUAGCUUGUAACAUGUAAAAGGCAGUGUGCAGCACGAAUGCAUGUGUAUGUGAAUAAAGUAUUAGUGCUUUCUUUUUAUUGGUAAAAACAAAAAAACAACAA